Carassius gibelio (silver crucian carp) is the source of this 1764-nucleotide messenger RNA. It is a transcript of the gene csf1b, whose product is annotated as colony stimulating factor 1b (macrophage). The transcript is spliced from 9 exons. Bases 386 to 1192 code for a protein of 268 amino acids. Gene Ontology annotation, cellular component: membrane. The record is from RefSeq and is a predicted model, not a curated record. Gene Ontology annotation, molecular function: growth factor activity; cytokine activity. Lineage: Eukaryota; Metazoa; Chordata; Actinopteri; Cypriniformes; Cyprinidae.
ACGUUGUCAUCUAAAGGAUUAAAAUUGAAAAAGACAUAGCGAGCAGGAAGCCUUGCUUUCAUAAACCCAUUAUGAAACAUGAGAACGUAAAAAAAAGAGAGGAAGAGAGAGGUGUGGGCUUGAGAAGGCGGGGAAGAAGUUAAUGAAAAAGACAAGGAGGGGGACAGAGAGAGUUCCUGUGAGACACCAGUUGUUUAAUCAUUGUGCUUGUCAAGAAUGUGCUAAAUUCACUUUCUGCCUGCACCUUCAUUCUGAUGGUGGAUUGAUUAACUUAUGAACUUUUCUGUCCUUCUGGUUCAACUCCGCACAGCAAAACAUCACCUGGAUCUGCUCAAAUGCAUCUAACUGAGGAUUGUAGACUUCUCCUGCUGGAUCGGUGAGCCAGAUGAACAACCCUACACCCUUUCACUUCUACAGAACCAAGGGGAAGAAUGUGUGUGUUCUCAUGCUACUGUGUGUUCCCCUCUGCAUGAUGGAAAUCCCUGGUCCUUGCAAACAUGCCAUAACCAUAGACCACCUGCUUCAACUGAAACAACUGAUGAGCAACCAGUUGCGGACUGGCUGUUCAAUCACAUAUACAUUCAUAGAGAGAAAACACCUGAGCGUGGUGUGUUAUGUCAAAGCUGCUCUGCCAAGGGUGCUUGAACUGUUUAACAUCCACUUCAGAUAUGUGCGGGGCUCAGGAAGUUCUCAAGCAGUGGUCUCCAUACAGAACCUCAUUCUCAACAUCUACUCCCAACACUGCAUACCUUCACUGGACGAGCAUCUGGAGGAGGAUCCUGUAGCAUUCGAGAGGCAAUACAAUGAGUCUCCUGUCCAGGCACUUCAAAGGGUGGAGGAAGUUUUGUCCCUUUACUUGCACCUCAUUACAACCACAAACACUCCUGUUAACUGGACCUGCGAGCAAGAGUAUAGCAGCAAUCCACCCCCUACUGAAACACAGCUAACCACCAGCACAGAGGUUGCGGUGGGAUUAUUUGGGCAAGAUCCUCAGGAGUCCUUCAGCGAUGAUUUUUACAGGCUGGGCUUCAUUGUGGUCUCCACAUGUGGAGGAUUUCUUAUCUUACUCACUGCCUACUGCCUACUAGAGAGAAAGAAGCUGAAGCGUCAGCUUUACAGAGCCAGAAUUUCAUCAGACUGGGGAUUACAAGUUGUCGAAAACUUUGAAAUCCAAGAGGAAGUAUAUGAAUGACCGACAGACACAUCUUGGCUCACACCUCUCCACUGCCUUUUAACUGAUUUCCUCUUUCUGGAUGCUCACGAAAGAGUAUAAACAGUGAAAUAGACUUUCUAAAGCUUCAGGAAGACCACAACCAUGAUCAGAGGAAGCAAACUGAAGAGAUAUGUCUGAUCUGUCAAGAUAACGCAUAUGCUUUGGACCUUGUACACAUGCAAAUGGGCAUAUUACUACAAACAUAUUUUUCUGGACUACUGGAAAAGUCAAAGUAUUGCAUGUUCAGUAUAAUGCUACAGUUACAUCAAUCCACAACACCUACUGUCUGAGCUAGAGGAAGAUCAUUCAAUCCUAGUUGGUUUCAUUUGUCAGUCUACUACAUUGAUGUUAUUUUUCGUAUGUGAACAGUAUCUUACAGUAAAAAUUGGUGAUACAGAACUGUUUCUUAAUUAUUUUCAGUUUCCAGAAUGUAGUAAAUACAUAUUUUAUUAUAAUAUAUAUUAAUUGAGAUUGAGCUAAAAUGGUCAAAAACAUUUAUUGGGCAAAGUACUGCAUGUAAAAAAUGAAAUAAAAAAUUGCUCACACAAAAA